AUGGCCCCUACACACCAAAUCUUCCUCUUUGGAGAUGUACACGUUGACAAGCUCUCCGCUCUCAAAACACUUUUCUCUCACUCUAAGACUCACCCACAGCUGAGAGACUUCCUAAGAUCUGCCUGUGAUGUCAUACAAUGCCAGCUUUCCACCUUUCUGCCAGAAGAACGAGGAGUGUUUGGGCAUUUCGACGAUCUUCUUGAGUUGGGCGAGCGAUAUGCCAAAGAAGAGUUCCCAGAUGAGAUGAUUGGCUAUGUUCUCAUCACCACCAUACAAAUUGGUGACUUGCUCUUUCACAAAUCGACCGAAAACAACAACAAUACACAUUCUCUCGGUCUUUGCAUCGGUCUUCUUGCAGCUUCAGUGGCAGCAGCAGUGAGUGAUACAAGUAAAAUUGCCAAGUUAGGCACUGAAAUCAUAGCAAUAAGUCUGCGACUAGGUGUUGCUGUACGCCGGCGAUCGCGAUGUAUCGAAGACACGCACAGAUCAUGGGGCUGUAUAUUGUUUGGUCUUCAGUUUUGGGACCUAGAGAAGAAAUUGGAGGAGUUUAACAAGAAUUUCCCAAAGCCAAGAUGGGCAUACGCAGGCGUAUCCACAAAAUCGUGGACUACAGUCUUCGGGCCUCCAUCUACACUGCAAAAUUUAUGCCCCGCAAUUGACGUACCGCAUAAAUUACUCACCUCAGCCAAUGCGGUUCACGCUCCGCAUCUCGUACAGCUAGAUAUCUCCUUUAUUCUUGGAGAUUCGCCUGUUCUCAGCUACGCAAUCCCACACACAUCAUUACUCGUCUCAAUAAGCACUGGCUUGCCAUAUCCAGCAGCAUCGCUACGCGAACUUCUCCACGCGAUUGUGGAUGAUAUAGCACAUAAACCGAUGUGCAUCGACAAGACAGUCGAGGGCCUUGCUUCAAUUGUCAGUCUUGAUAGGGAUUCGGAAAUCACUUUAACGACUCUGGGACCGUGUAGUCAUACGGGGAUGGUGCAGAAGAUAUUAGCAUCUUUUUUCUUCGCCAUUCACAUAAGCGCUCACACCGGGUCUCAUGAAGGUUCAGACACCACAAACUCACGUGGUAGAUCGAGUGAUAUCGCCGUGAUCGGGAUGUCCGGGCGCUUUCCAUUGGCGGAAGAUGUGGAAGAAUUCUGGAAGGUGCUACAAGCCGGGCAUGCAUUACACGAAACGCCACCCCGGCCUCUUCGACAACAAACUUUUCAACGUCUCCCCAAAGAAGCCCUCCAGAUGGAUCCCCUGCAACGACUCCUUCUCCUCUGUACCUACGAAGCCCUUGAAAAAGCAGGGUAUGCGCGUAAUUCCAGCGCUUCUACUCAUCCCUCUAAAAUCGGCACAUAUUUUGGCCAAACCGUCGAUGACUGGAAAGAUAUCAAUGCCCAGAUGGGAAUCGAUACUCAUUACCUGCCCUCUCUUGACCGGGCAUUUCAUCCCGGCCGAGUAGCGCAUUACUUUAAAUGGGGCGGAGGCUUUUACAGUGUUGAUACGGCCUGUUCGUCUAGUUUGACCUGUGCACAUCUCGCGUGCGAAGCCCUCAAUAAUCGUGAACUCGACAUGGCAACUGUAGCUGGGGGAUCACUACUCGGAGCCCCAGAAAUGUUUUCCGGAUUAGGCAAAGGUGGAUUUUUAUCCGCGACUGGCGGGUGCAAGACUUUCCACGAUGAUGCGGAUGGGUAUUGUCGGGGCGAAGCGCUCGGCGUUGUGGUCUUGAAAAGGUUGGAAGAUGCAGUGAGAGAGAAUGAUAACAUUCUUGCUGUGAUUAAGGGAACAGAAAGAAACUCAAAUGCAGGCGCGGCCUCGAUAACGUAUCCAGGGCAAGAGGCGCAGGAAACAUUGUUUGGGAGGCUGUUGAGAAAGGCCAGCGUGGAUCCACAUGAUGUAGGGUUUGUGGAAAUGCAUGGGACAGGGACGCAGGCCGGGGAUAAUGUCGAGACUAAUUCGGUAAGGAACGUGUUUGCGCAGAAUCGGGGCAGGGAUAAUCCGCUGCACAUUGGGGCUGUGAAGGCGAUUAUCGGGCAUAGUGAAGCGGCGGCGGGAAUUGCUUCACUCAUUAAAUCAUUGUUGAUUUUGAGGGAAGGAAGUAUCCCAACGCAGCCGGAGUGGCCCUUCAAGCUUAAUCACAAUUUUCCUGACCUGGAAGCGUCGAAUGUUGUUAUUGCAGACGGCAAGGGCCGACUGGUUCCAAGACCGAAUGGUGAUGGUAAAAGAAGAAUCGUGGUUAAUUCUUUUGAUGCUGCGGGGGGUAACACUAGUCUCCUAAUUGAAGACGCACCUCGAAGAGUGUCGAAAAGCCCUGAUCCACGAUCCCAUCAUGUCAUCACAGUUUCCGCUCGUACCUUAACCUCUCACGCAGCAAACAAGAAGCGCCUAAUACAGUACCUAAAGAUGAAUCCAGAUACUACGAUAGCUGAUUUGGCUUAUACAACAACUGCUCGUCACGAACAUGAGCUCUACCGAGUAGCAUUUGUAUGCGAGUACAUUAGCGAACUAGCGAAGCAACUCGAUUCAAGCACAGAGCCAGAACUAUCACCAAAGUCCGGCUCAUCACUUAUAUUCGUAUUCACAGGACAAAGCGCGCAAUACACUGGAAUGGGCAGAAUACUAUAUGAAACCUCACCAAGAUUCAAGCAAACUCUCGAUACGUACCAAUCUCUCUGCGACAGUCAAGAUCUUGCUUCCUUUAUUGACAUCAUACGCGGAACGCAAGAUGUGAAAAAUGCGACAGCUGCUCAAAUUCAACUAGCUAUUGUCGCGUUAGAGAUUGCUUUGGCCCAUUACUGGGAGUCUUUAGGCCUCAAACCACGCUUGGUAAUCGGACAUAGUCUUGGCGAGUACGCCGCGUUGUGCAUUGCUGGUGUGUUAUCCAUCAGCGAUACCCUGUUUCUAGUCAACAAGCGGGCCACGUUGAUGGAGAAGCAGUGUGGACCUGGAACCUCGGCUAUGCUAGCCAUUGCAUUGCCGAAAGACAAAGUCUCAGAGGUUCUGAAGACUCGGUUAUUUUGUGAAAUUUCCUGUUUGAAUGGUCCUUCUAGCACGGUUGUAAGUGGCCCAACAGAGGAGAUACAAUUGCUUCAAAUUCAGCUUAAGGAGAAGAAAGUUCAAUGCUCACUUCUUCCAACUGAAUUCGGAUUUCAUUCUCAGGCAAUGGAUCCUAUUCUUGAUGAUUUCGAGGUGGCAUCCAAGAGAGCACACUUCAUGACACCUAAAAUCCCGGUCGCUUCAACUUUGACUGGUGAUGUGAUUACUUCUGAAGGAGUAUUCAAUGCCACUUAUCUGCGACGACAAAUCUGUGAACCAGUCACAUUCAUGAAAGCCGUGCGAGCAUGUGAAUCAGAGGGAUUCAUCAGCAACAACGAUCUCAUUCUCGAAAUAGGUCCGCAUCCAGUGUGUAUCGGACUCAUCACACAGAGUCUAUCAGAUGCACAACCAACUUGUCUCCCGUCACUACAUCGCAGCAAAGAUAAUUGGGAAACAAUUUCAGAGGCUAUCGCUGCUGCACAUGUCGCCAAGCUUCCUGUACUUUGGCAUGAGUUCCACGCCGAUUAUCUCAAUAGCGUCAGACUAUUAGAUUUACCCACAUAUGCGUUCGACUUGAAGGACUACUGGGUACCAUAUCGAGCGCAAUUGCUAGCAGCUCCUCAAACCCAAGCUAAACCUACUCUCUCAACAACAUGUCUGCAGAAAUUAGAAUCUCUAAGUAUCAAUAACACUCACGUAUCAGCUAUCUUCACAUCUCAGGUCUCCGAGCCAAAUCUAUACAAAGCCAUUCGCGGCCACAUUGUAGAUGACGUUGCAAUCUGUCCCGCUAGCGUGUUCUGCGAUAUGGCGUAUACAGCUUCGAAAUUCGUUCUCGAGCAAGCUGGUAUCAAAGCAGAUUUAGCCAAUCUGGAACUGGUUGGUCUUAAUAUGACGCAUGCGCUUGUUGUUCAUUCGAAAGAUACGGAACAAAUAGUUCACGUUUCAGUCGAUCUUGACUCCACGCAAAAGGUCAUCUCUAUCACUUUUAGCUCUGUUGAAAACUCGAGCAGUAUGGCAGAGCAUGGUACAUGUCAUGUUGUUGUCAACGAAGGAAAUGUUAUUCAGGAAGUGGAAUGGUCACGAAUGCAACGGCUGGUCGAAAGUAGAGUUGGCAGCUUAGAGAACUCCAAAACCGCACACCACAUGACUAAACCCCUGAUCUACAAGCUCUUCUCAACCCUAGUCGACUACGAUAGAUCUUACCACGCAUUAUCAGAAAUCUCCAUAGAAGAAAACUUCGAGGAUGCCGCAGCCACUAUGGUUCUUAAACAGGAUCCAGACCUAGGCUCAUUCACGCACAGUCCAUACAUUGUAGAUGCACUCGUACAUCUCGCAGGACUGUUGCUAAAUGUCGAUCCCGCAAAAUCAAAAACAGACCUGUAUAUUGCGGGAAAUAUUGGACGCAUGAGCAUCAUGGGCGAUUUGUUAAAAAAUCAACAGUGCACAGCCUAUGCAACGAUCCGAGAGCGAACCAGCAAAGGCAUUUGCCUGUGUGACGUGUAUGUCUUUGCAGACACGAACCUCGUGGCGAUAAGCACCGAUAUCAAAUUCCAGCGAUUAAGCAGAGAUAUAUUCAGCAUGAUGCUAGGGAAGGAACAAUCAUUUGAUCCUUGCCCAGCUCCUCGCAAAACUCGAUUCCUGCACAAGGACAAGGAAGAUGCCGCUUCUUCGGUAGGUGAUUCGUCGGAAAAUUCUUGGGUUCCGACGCUAGUAUCAAAUACUAGCUCGCAAACCUCAGUCGAGGCUCUCGAUCUAUCUUCCAUCUUGCUCGAUACUGUCGCUGCAAAAACCGGUGUUAGUUUAUUAGAGAUGAAAGAUAACUCAAGCUUUGCGGAUGUGGGAAUAGAUUCACAAAUGAGCAUCUCCAUCAUUGCAGAUUUCAGGGAAAGAACUGGAGUUGAGCUGCCCGCCGCGUUCUUCUCGAAUUUUCCCACUGUAGUAGAAGCGAAGGGGGAGCUUGGCAGUGUCUCUGAGACUAUACCAAUACCACCGUCAAAGUCAACGGCUAAACAGGAACAACGACAGAAUCUAGCAGCUAAGCGUCAAAGAUCAUCCAGCCAAACGCAAGCUCAGAAUAACAAGAAAUCAAAAAACACAUCUGAGACUUCUCAGAGUACUGCUUUAUUCAAGAUCGUCGCAGCAGAAUUAGGACUAGAUAUCACCGAGUUGACACCUAGUACUGAAUUUGCUGAGAUAGGAGUUGAUUCCAUGCUCAGCAUCAAAAUUCUCUCAAUCUUCAAAAAGCAAUCGGGAACCGAACUCCCAGCGGCAUUCUUCAACAGCAAUUCUACCAUCACCUCAGCACGAGAAGAACUCGACGGAUCCCCCUCCCCCCAAACAUGUCACACCGCCACCUCCGAAUUUCAACCCAAACUCCCCAAAUCCCGCGUAAUCCUCAUCCAAGGCAAACCCCACUCCAAAGCCACCCCCCUUUUCCUCGCUACCGACGGCUCCGGCGCCGUAACACCCUACAUUCACUUCCCCGCUCUCCCUCACGGUCGCAAGAUCUACGCCCUGGAAUCGCCAUUCCUAGAAAAUCCAGACGAAUACACUCUUUCCAUCCAAGAGAUGGCCGACAUCUUCAUCACCGCCAUGCGCACCAUCCAGCCCCACGGCCCAUAUUUAAUCGGCGGCUGGUCCGCAGGCGGAAUCUACGCAUACGAAAUUGCACAUCGCUUAGCCAUGGUCGGGGAGACGAUCACCGGGCUCGUGAUAAUAGAUACACGCAUCAAUGUCUCUGUUCCUAUGGCAGAUGUAACCAUGGAAUUCAUCGAGCGUUUCGGGAUAUUCACCGGUGUGGGGCGCGGAAACCUAUUGUCGGGAUUAUUGGUGCAGCAAAAACAACAUCUGACAUCCACCGUUCGCGCUCUCUGUAAAUACGAUGCAGUGCCUUUUCCGGCUGGGAGGGCACCGCGCAAAACGCAUAUUAUUUGGGCGAGUAAGGGGCUGAAUGACAGUGCAAAUCCGGGGGAGAGGAACGAUCAGGUUACGGGAAAGGCGGCAAUGAGGCCGGGGAGCGGGGGGAAGAAUAUGAGUGAGAUGGAGUUGGGGGAUUUUGAGGAGGAGUUUAAGAGUUGGUUUUUUGGGAAGAGGAGCGAUUUUGGGACGAAUGGGUGGGAGGAGUUAUUGUUGAAGGGGGAUAUUAAGGUUCAUAAGGUUGAUGCUGAUCACUUUUCGAUGGUUGUGCCGCCUUGUGUGAAGGAGUUGGGUUCGGUGUUGUUGGAGAUCAUUGAAGAUUUUGCGAGAAUUGAGGCGGAGGAAGAAUAG
Messenger RNA from Botrytis sinoallii, 6291 nucleotides. RefSeq lists its product as uncharacterized. The transcript is spliced from 4 exons. Gene Ontology annotation, biological process: secondary metabolite biosynthetic process; fatty acid biosynthetic process. NCBI's taxonomy places the organism in Eukaryota, Fungi, Ascomycota, Leotiomycetes, Helotiales, Sclerotiniaceae. The coding region runs from base 1 to 6291 and encodes 2096 amino acids. Gene Ontology annotation, molecular function: phosphopantetheine binding; fatty acid synthase activity. The record is from RefSeq and is a predicted model, not a curated record.